UCUAGGGAGUUCUAUGACAUUUGGGCAGAUUCAAACCCCCUUGAUCAAGCUCUGGCUGGGCAGGACGCCUUUUUCCUAGAACAAACCAAGAAGCAGCCUGUGAAGCGUCCUGACAGGCUGAAGAAGACCCCGUCCGAGCUGCCCGCCAUGGAGGUCAUCUCCCCAGGAGGAUCUUACAAUCCCAGCUUCCAGUCUCACCAGGCAUUGCUCCUCCAGGCCUUUGAAGCCGAGCUGGUGAGGCAGAAGGCAGAGGAGAGGCUGCAGCGUCAGCUGAAUUUCCCCACCGCCGCUGAGGCCCCCACCCAGGUGAGGGCUGGUACCCAAACAACAAGGAGGGCCAGUCCCGAACAAGGGCUGAACCCUGUCCUGAAUUCUUCUUGGGAUAGAAUUAUUCAGAGAGAAGAUCACAACGACUGGAGGAAGGGCUUUCCCCACG
This is a messenger RNA of Notechis scutatus (mainland tiger snake), 436 nucleotides long. Lineage: Eukaryota; Metazoa; Chordata; Lepidosauria; Squamata; Elapidae. The record is from RefSeq and is a predicted model, not a curated record.